Benincasa hispida (wax gourd) is the source of this 3258-nucleotide messenger RNA. It is a transcript of the gene ATSPO22, whose product is annotated as Tetratricopeptide repeat (TPR)-like superfamily protein. Gene Ontology annotation, molecular function: protein binding. NCBI's taxonomy places the organism in Eukaryota, Viridiplantae, Streptophyta, Magnoliopsida, Cucurbitales, Cucurbitaceae. The record is from RefSeq and is a predicted model, not a curated record. Gene Ontology annotation, biological process: meiotic cell cycle; regulation of synaptonemal complex assembly.
CUAUACACUACGGCAGUUCAUUAUGGUUUGUUAGAAAAUCCUUUCAUUUCACAAUCUCCCGCCAAAACCCCCAAAUGAGGAUCGCAGAAAUCCCUUCGCCUUCUCAACCACAACAACAAUCUCAAUCCCAACAACAACCAAAUUCACAAUUUCGAUUCGAUCUCUUCAAUCCCAUUCGUCUCCAAAUUGAAUCCUUAAUCAAGAAGGCGGAGCUCUUCUCCUCCGUCUCCGCCGCCGACCACACUCUCUCUCCGGCCAUUCCCGACGACCUUCGUUAUUCCCUUACUCAUCUUGCUCAACUCACUCCCCUCCCUAAUUCCACCAAACUCCAUAUCUGGAAGCUCAGUUACCGCCUCUGGAAUGCUUGCGUCGACCUCUCUAACACCUCCGCCGCCCACCGAUCCUCUACUGAGCAUGCCAAUCUCCGUCAUGUUGCCUCGGACCUCCUCUAUCUUGCCGGCGAUGUCGCUGGAGUCCCUUCCCCUGCUGUCAAGUCUGCUUUGUUCUACUACAAGACCGGAUUGAUAUGGCACGAUUUGAAGAAUUUCGAACUCGCCUCUAGUUGCUUUGAGAGGGCUUCGGAUAUCGUCUCGAAGAUGGAUCUCACUACGGUUGUCGAUCCCGGCGCCAAGAAGCUUCUAUUGGAUCUGAAUAUCGCUAGGUCUCAAACGGCCUGGCAGGUCUCUGACAGGAAUCUCGCAAUGGUGCUUCUUAGUCGAGCGAAAGGUUUGAUGUUCGGUUUGCCGGAUCACUAUAAAGCGUUGGGAGACCAGUACUUAGCGUUUGGGAAGAUCGAGUUAUCGAAGGGGGAAACUCAUGCGUUCCGUGAUGCUUUGAAGCUGAUGAAUGAAGCUUUGGAUCUGUUCGAGAAAGGUCUGCGUGUGGCAAGAGCUAGAGAGGAUAUGGUUGAGUUUAAAGCCCUACGAUCCAAGACGCUGAGGUUCAUUUCAGCAGUUCAUUUGCAGGUUGAAGAGUUCGAUAGUGUAAUUAAGUGUGUGAGGCUUUUGAGAGAUGGAGAUUGUGGGGAUAAUCAUCCAAGCUUGCCGGUCUUGGCUCUUAAGGCUUGGUUAGGGCUAGGGAGGCAUGGGGAGGCCGAGAAGGAGCUGCGAGGGAUGAUUGAGAACAAGGGAAUACCAGAGAGCGCUUGGGUUUCGGCUGUGGAGACUUACUUCGAAGUGGUGGGAGGAGCUGGAGCAGAGACCGCCAUGGGAGUGUUCAUGGGGCUGUUGGGGCGUUGCCAUGUCAGUGCAGGGGCGGCGCUGCGAGUGGCUAACAAGGUAGUUGGUCAUGGGGGCGAGGUUUCGGAAGUGAGGGCCAGAGUUGCGGCGAAGCUGGUAUCAGAUGAGAGGGUGUUGACACUUUUUCGUGGAGAGGCUGCUGCAAAGGAAAGAAAAACCAUGUACACCCUGCUUUGGAAUUGUGCCGCAGAUCAUUUUCGGUCAAAAGGUUACGAGAUCAGUGCUGAGAUAUUUGAAAAAUCAAUGCUUUACAUUCCAUACGACAUUGAAAAUAGAAAUCUUAGGGCCAAAGGCUUUAGAGUUCUAUGUCUUUGUUAUCUUGGUCUCUCUCAGCUUGAUCGAGCUCAAGAAUAUGUCAAUGAGGCUGAAAAGCUAGAACCCAGCAUAGCUUGUGCUUUCCUGAAGUUUAAAAUCUAUCUUCUAAAGAAUGACAAUACGGCAGCCAUCAAUCAGAUCCAAUCCAUGAUGUCCUGCCUUGAUUUUACGCCAGACUUUCUCUCACUCUCUGCUCAUGAAGCAGUUGCUUGCCGUGCUUUUCCUGUUGCAGUUGCCUCUCUUUCGAGCUUAUUAGAUUUUUAUUCCACAGGAAAAUCUAUGCCAGCAAGAGAAGUGGUUGUGCUACGCACCUUAGUUACCAUCCUCACUCAAGAACCCAACGAUGACUCAGAAAUCCUCAGAGUCCUGAAACGCGCUUGUGACAGGGCAGUUGAACUUGGGGCUGGUUGCUUCUUUGGAGAAGCAGAAGUAGGGAAGCGAGAACAAAAGUGGUUUGCUGUGGCUUGUUGGAACUUUGGAACAAGAAUGGGGAGGGAGAGGAAGUUCGAAUUAUGCUCAGAAUUUAUGCAGUUGGCUUCAAAAUUCUACACUGCUUUGGCUGAUGAAGAGCAAGUCGAAGAAUACAAUGUCUUAGUUUUCAGAUCACUAACUUUGACUGUAACUGCUAUGAUAGCUUCUGAAGAACAGACAAAGACCACACUGACAAACGCCAAAAUUAAACAAGCCAAAGAAUUGUUAGAUAAAGCUGGUAAGAUUAUGAAGUUGAUUUCCACAGAGAAGCAAGUCAACAACGAAGAGAUUCAUCGUCUAGAAGCAGAAAACUUCUUCAUCUACACAGUUAGUGCCUAUGAUAUACAUGGAAGGCUAAACGAUUCAGUUUCACAACAAUUGGUGGUGAAAAGUUUUGCGAGCUCAAAGGUUUGCAAUUCUAAAUAUCUUCUUCAGAUUGGCCUAUAUGCUUUGCAAGGCCCUCGAUUCAAUCAAGAAGUAGCCAACUUCGCACUCAAUGAGUGUCUAUCAACGCUACUCUCUUCCCCAUCGCCGGACUAUCAAAACGUCGCUCUUGUUUUCCGGAAGCUUAUCGCCAUAACAAGCAUGAACAAGGGCGAGGCAGAUGAUGAUGCUGUGUAUGAAAUAUACCAGCGAGCUUAUAGGAUAAUGGUGGGGUUGAAGGAAGGUGAGUAUCCUUUGGAAGAGGGGAAAUGGCUUGCCAUGACAGCAUGGAACCGGGCAUCUGUGCCUGUGAGGAUGGGACAGAGCGAUAUGGCAAAGAAAUGGAUGGAUUUGGGGCUGGAAAUAGCGAGGCAUGUUGGAGGAAUGGAAACUUACAGCUCAUGCAUGGAGGAGUUCGUUAAUGGCUUCCAGAACAAGUUCUCAAUGCAGACAGAAUGAUUUGACUGUGAGUAUCUUUUAUUAUGCAACUUGUUUUUUUCAUUUUGGCAUGGGAAUACUUACAGAAUAUACAAUGAAGGGGAAAAGGAGAAAUGAAAACACAGCUAAAAUACACUUUUUUUGGUGGUGGGUAUGUCAUGGAGUUCUUCGCUUCAAUUUAGGAGUUUGCUAGCUUGUCCCAAGGUUUAGAAAAUAGAUUUAAAUGUUCCAUAAAUAUUGAUUGUUAUAUUUUUUUUAAUGUUGCGGGUUAGGGAUCGAACCUCCAACCUCUAAGGAUGAAGGUCAUACCAAUUAUUAUUGAGCUAAACUCACUUUGAUAAUACUGACUAUUAUUACUUAACUCACUAAAAAA